This is a messenger RNA of Paramacrobiotus metropolitanus, 1668 nucleotides long. RefSeq lists its product as uncharacterized. Lineage: Eukaryota; Metazoa; Tardigrada; Eutardigrada; Parachela; Macrobiotidae. The transcript is spliced from 4 exons. The coding region runs from base 726 to 1337 and encodes 203 amino acids. The record is from RefSeq and is a predicted model, not a curated record.
ACCAUGGGAGAACGUGGAAAGCAAAAACAACGAAGAGGUGGUGCACGGUGACGGAGCUGAAGUGAUAGGUAGCGCCGAGCGCCGAAAAUUGUGAAUCCAGUGAUAGGUUCUGAACGGAGUGGUCACCGUAAACUCUUCGUCCAUGUUAAUUCGCCACAUCUCCGCAACCGGAUAUUGCACGUACAAACGGUUUCCGGCCGAUGUAUGAGAACCUUUUCGUUGUAGAACGGCUUAAAACAGCGCAAACAAAGCUGUCGGAAUGCGCGAAAGCGAGAGUUCCCGUGGAUAUGCAUUGUACGUGUUACCUAUGGUAUUACGAAACUGAUACAUGUACCGGCUCAUUUCCUUUAUGCAAUGUCAUACGUGUAUCAGUGUAUAGACUAUAUGCGCUGACAGUCUGCGGAUAACGAUCGCAAACUGACUGAUCAGGCUCGCAGUUUCGAAUGUCGAUCCACAGAAUAUGCAAAUCAGUCUAGAGCCUGUGGCCCUGUAGGCAGUAGGCACUGUACAUUCUUGAUUAGGAACUAGGAAGUAUCUGUAGCAAAUUAUUGUACUAGGUGCAGUACAUAACUGCGAAUUUACAGUACAUCAUUUACAUCGCGCAAGAUUUCAGUCUGUUUUUUUAACUGAAAAGUAUACUGUCUUAAGCGCAAAACCUGUCCAUUCAAGGAAAUAAUUUAACCACGAAGAGGAGCUAAUUCAGUCUUUCCUAUCCUAAUAAGAAGAUGGCGUCAACAAGCAGAACAGGCCGUGACUGGUUCGAAUAUAAUCAGGAUGAAGGCAGCGAUACGGACACCAUCAACGACUUUCCGAAUCCGGCCGACAGUAGGAUGUCCACACAAAGCCGUUUUCCGUUCAACACAAGCGCCGAAGAUUUCAGCGGUGCAACGUCAGCAGUCGCCGCACAGUUUGCAGAAUGGACACCGCAUGAUGAUCCAGAGGAGUUUCAGGGCGGAGACGCGCCGCAGUUACCUUUCGACGAGGACCAUCCGGAAGACGCAAUGGACCCGCACGAAUAUGCGCUUAUGGUGUUCGAAAAUGUCAGUGAACGCGAAGCAGUGCGGAAAGUGUGCGAAAAGAAAGGAAUUUUCGAUUUCCUGACUAAACUUUUGAUGCCUUUGGAGAACAUGGAAUCAGAUGAUCCUCUGAGUUUUUUGAAGGCCAGCUUGUACGAUCGUCUCCUGGAAUUUGAUCCGAUCCAGUACGAGUAUGCACAGUCGCUGCAGUUAAAGGCGGAAGUAGAGCGAAGUGUGGCGGCACUGGAAGUCAAACUGAAGGAAGUGCAGAGGGAGUCUGAGAAGGAAGCGGAAGUGCGGAAUAGAAAGCCGCGAUAUUAACACCCGCACCGGAAGUGCACGGUUGCCGACGUAAGAAUUCCGGCUGGUGCGUUCGGCCAUUGUGGCGGAUGAAUAGACUGCUGGAAAUAGAAUGUCUGUGUGUGUACUUUUUAAUGGAGGUAUGCGUUACGGUUUGCACCUAGAAAAAUGGGUACCUUUUAAAAGAAGAAUGGAAAGGUCGAAGGUUUUUCUGUACAUAAAGAUUGCUUUUGUUUUUAUUAUGAUUUACAUCUUUUAGUUUUGCGGGUAGCACCCAUUGAAUAAGUUUGUGUUUUGCAAGCGACUGAUUUUUGUUGACACUUUCAAGGCAAAAAAAAACUACUUAACAGUG